Xiphophorus couchianus (Monterrey platyfish) is the source of this 1943-nucleotide messenger RNA. Its product is annotated as selection and upkeep of intraepithelial T-cells protein 5-like. The record is from RefSeq and is a predicted model, not a curated record. NCBI's taxonomy places the organism in Eukaryota, Metazoa, Chordata, Actinopteri, Cyprinodontiformes, Poeciliidae. The coding region runs from base 1079 to 1504 and encodes 141 amino acids. The transcript is spliced from 2 exons.
UCCAAAAAUGAUUAAAAAAAUAAAACCCACCAUGAAUAAAAUGGAUUAUGAAGUUUCUGUAAAGAUUUAGAAAAUUUCAAUUGAUCAAUUUAGCAAUAAAUUGAUUAAUUGAUCAGUAAUUAGUUUUCUCUUUAUUAAAGAAUUAACCUGCAACAAUAACAGGUCAGUUUUGCAUUAACAUCAAUCUAAAAUCUGGAAUCAAUAAUGAACAUAAAGUCAGUCUCUCUGGUCCAGACAUGAACGGAUCAGAACCAUUUGGUUCAUAUCACAGAAAACGUUCCAGGGAACUCAAAGUUCCUUUAAAUCAGGAAAACGCUCAAGUUCAGAGUAAUCAAUGGAGCAUUGAUUAGUUGAUCAGAAUUGAUGAUUCUGGUUUCCUGUUUACCAACUGAUUGAUUGAUUGAUUGAUUGAUUGAUUGAUUCAUUCAUUGAUUUCUCUAGUGUGUUUUAGUCUUGGUCCCUGAGAAACGUUGAAAACCCAGAGAGAAGAGAAGCAGACAUGUUUAGUGAAAUGAUUGGUCGCUCUGUUAGACCUCUGGAGGAUUGACCAAUCAGGCGACGGCGCCAUCUUGGAUGCAGAAGAAGAAGCAGAGCCGGAUGUCUGGUUCUUCAUUAGGCACCAUUUUACUAAAGCAGCAGCAGAACAGAAGCUGGAAGUUUCUCCGUCAGGUUUCGGGCUUGUUGAUCUCCGUCUGCCCCUCCCAGCCGCAACCAGCUGGCAGAACCGGUGGAGCAACUUUUAUUCAGGGCAACCCUCUGCAGAGCAACACCUGUGACCGACCGGAAAGCAGCAACAACCUUCAAACGGACCAAGAGAGCCGCCGCCGGCUCUGAUCCAACACACACUUUAAUUGAUUCUGCAGCACCACGCGGAAUAUCUGAAGACCUGAUGCUGCAGAGCAAAGACCUGAUGCUGUAGAGCAAAGACCUGAUGCUGCAGAGCAAAGACCUGAUGCUGCAGAGCAAAGACCUGAUGCUGUAGAGCAAAGACCUGAUGCUGUAGAGCAAAGACCUGAUGCUGCAGAGCAAAGACCUGAUGCUGUAGAGCAAAGACCUGAUGCUGUAGAGCAAAGACCUGAUGCUGCAGAGCAAAGACCUGAUGCUGCAGAGCAAAGACCUGAUGCUGCAGAGCAAAGACCUGAUGCUGCAGAGCGAAGACCUGAUGCUGCAGAGCAAAGACCUGAUGCUGCAGAGCGAAGACCUGAUGCUGCAGAGCGAAGACCUGAUGCUGCAGAGCAAAGACCUGAUGCUGCAGAGCGAAGACCUGAUGCUGCAGAGCGAAGACCUGAUGCUGCAGAGCGAAGACCUGAUGCUGCAGAGCGAAGACCUGAUGCUGCAGAGCGAAGACCUGAUGCUGCAGAGCGAAGACCUGAUGCUGCAGAGCAAAGACCUGAUGCUGCUUGUUGAAAAGAGGAAAACUCUCUUCACCUGCUGCGACGUGAUUAUAGAUCAGCUCAGAACGAAUUCUGGAGCGACUGCUCUCCAUCGCAGGAUUAACAUCUAACAGAGUUCAGCUUCUAUCAGUCGUAAAUCUGGAACAAACUUCCAGAAAACUGCAAAACAGCCGGAACACUGAGAUCCUUAAAAUCAAGGCUAAACGCCCAGCUGGUGAGAGCUGCUUCCGAUUAAUAAUCACUGGAACAUUGGUUUUGAUGAUGUGAUGUUUGUUUUUAUGACUGUCAAAAUAAUCAACAAAUCAAUAAAUCAAUAUUGCUCAAUAAUUUCCAUUUGUUGUUUUUCUCGUUCCACCAGAAACUGGGUGAUAAAAGUCUUCAGUCUGCUGCUUUGGCCUGAACUAAACCUUCUUUGAAGGAUAAUUUUGUUUACAGAUUCAUAAAAUGUUUUAUUUACUUUGGAUAUUAAAAUGUCUUCCAGUUUAAAUGUUCAUUAGAGUUUAAUGUUUAUUCAUUUUGACAAUGAGUUGCUGUUAUAUUUCUGGAAAA